Molecule: messenger RNA, 831 nt
Organism: Caretta caretta (loggerhead turtle)
Lineage: Eukaryota; Metazoa; Chordata; Testudines; Cheloniidae
Source: RefSeq, a predicted model, not a curated record
CCGCCUGCCCCCCAUCCUCCACCCCCGCUUCCCCCUUCCCCUCCAGUCCCGCCUGCCCCCCAUCCUCCACCCCCGCUUCCCCCUUCCCUCCAGUCCCGCCUCCCCCCAUCCUCCACCCCCGCUUCCCCUUUCCCCCCAGUCCCGCCUGCCCCCCAUCCUCCACCCCCCGCUUCCCCUUUCCCCCCAGUCCCGCCUGCCCCCCAUCCUCCACCCCCGCUUCCCCCCCCCGCUUCCCCUUUCCCCCCAGUCCCGCCUGCCCCCCAUCCUCCACCCCCGCUUCCCCCUUCCCUCCAGUCCCGCCUGCCCACCAUCCUCCACCCCCGCUUCCCCUUUCCCCCCAGUCCCGCCUGCCCCCCAUCCUCCACCCCCGCUUCCCCCUUCCCUCCAGUCCCGCCUGCCCCCCAUCCUCCACCCCCGCUUCCCCCUUCCCCCCAGUCCCGCCUGCCCCCCGCUUCCCCCCUUCCCCCCAGUCCCGCCUGCCCCCAUCCUCCACCCCCGCUUCCCCCCCCUCCAGUCCCGCCUGCCCCCCAUCCUCCACCCCCCGCUUCCCCCUUCCCUCCAGUCCCGCCUGCCCCCCAUCCUCCACCCCCGCUUCCCCUUUCCCCCAGUCCCGCCUGCCCCCCAUCCUCCACCCCCGCUUCCCCCUUCCCUCCAGUCCCGCCUGCCCCCCAUCCUCCACCCCCGCUUCCCCUUUCCCCCCAGUCCCGCCUGCCCCCCAUCCUCCACCCCCGCUUCCCCCUUCCCUCCAGUCCCGCCUGCCCCCCAUCCUCCACCCCCGCUUCCCCUUUCCCCCCAGUCCCGCCUGCCCCCCAUCCUCCACCCCCGCUUCCC